Larimichthys crocea (large yellow croaker) is the source of this 2947-nucleotide messenger RNA. Its product is annotated as NACHT, LRR and PYD domains-containing protein 12-like. NCBI's taxonomy places the organism in Eukaryota, Metazoa, Chordata, Actinopteri, Sciaenidae. The coding region runs from base 233 to 2932 and encodes 899 amino acids. The transcript is spliced from 9 exons. Gene Ontology annotation, molecular function: metal ion binding. The record is from RefSeq and is a predicted model, not a curated record.
ACACAACAGAUUAUUCACAUCAUUUAAACAUCAAAACUCAUUUUAAUUCUGAGAGAGACGCUCAUGAACGGGCAACAUAAAGGAGGAGCAACAUUAACAUGUGGUCCAUGCUGAUAAGAACAGGGAGGGAACCUGAAAGUGAAAGAGUUCAGUUUGUUUGGACUACAUUUAAAGUCGACAGAGCAGACGGAGGAAAAGUGAUUCUGAGUCAGGACUGACUGAAGUCCAGAAGAUGGAUGUUCAUGUGGAGGGAGAGGAGGACAGUGAAGAGUCUCCAGCAUCCAGCUGUCUGAAGAGUGACCAGUCCAAAGAUCUUCCUCCUCCAGACUUCAGUGAUGAACCUGGACCCUCAGACACAAAACUGACUGAAGUCCAGAAGAUGGAUGUUCAUGUGGAGGAAGAGGAGGACACUGAAGAGUCUCCAGCAUCCAGCUGUCUGUCUAUGAAGAGUGACCAGUCCAAAGAUCUUCUUCCUCCAGCCUUCAGUGAUGAACCUGGACCCUCAGACACAAAACUUCAGUCCAACAGACGGAGAGCAGCAUCUCCAGAAUCCAUCUGUCUGUCUAUGAAGAGUGACCGGUCCAAAGGUCUUCCUCCAGACUUCAGUAAUGAACCUGGACCCUCAGACACAAAAGAGAGGAAGAGGAGUCAUGUUCCUGUGGAGGAGCAGCCGUCCUGCUGUGGUUUGUGUCAGGACGUCCUGAAGGAUCUGGUCUCUACCAGCUGUGGACACUGGUUCUGCAGACACUGCAUCACCUCAUACUGGGACCAGUCUUCUUCAUCAGGAGACUCCUCCUGUCCCCAGUGUGGGAAAAGAUCCAGAACAAGACGUGGACUGCAGACAGCCAGUCAGACCAGCACUGUCCAAAUGAGUGGUGGUCUGCAGAAGGUUUUAGAUAAACAUAAGAUCAGUCUGAAGACCAGAUGUGAACGUGUGACUGAAGGAAGUGAUGAAACAGGAAGUGGAACCCUCCUCAACAGGAUCUACACUGAGCUCUACAUCACAGAGGGACAGAGUGAAGAGGUUCAUACCCAACAUGAGGUGAGGCAGCUUGAGACAGCUUCCAAGAAGAAGGAGACCCUCCAUGACACUCCCAUCAAAUGCCACGACAUCUUUAAAGCCUUACCUGACCAACAGAGACACAUCAGAGUCGCUCUGACCAACGGCGUCGCUGGCGUUGGAAAAACCUUCUCAGUGCUGAAGUUCACUCUGGACUGGGCAGAGGGCUCGGAGAACCAAGAUGUCAGUCUGGUGGUUCUGCUCUCGUUCAGGGAGCUGAACUUGAUCAAAGAUAAGCGGUUCAGUCUUCUCAAGCUGCUCCAUGUUUUCCAUCCAACAUUACAGAAGGUCACAGCAAAGCAGCUCGCUGUCUGUAAACUUCUGUUCAUCUUUGACGGCCUGGAUGAAAGCAGACUUUCACUGGAUUUCAAGAAGAAGAAGAAGAAGAGGAAGAAGCAGGUUGUGUCUGAUGUCACACAGGAGUCAUCAGUCAGCGUGCUGUUGACAAGCCUCAUCAAGGGGAAUCUGCUUCCCUCGGCUCUCAUCUGGAUAACUUCCAGACCUGCAGCAGCCAAUCAGAUCCCUCCUUCAUGUGUUGACAGGGUAACAGAAGUACGAGGCUUCACUGACGCUCAGAAGGAGGAGUACUUCAGGAGGAGAGUCAGUGAUGAAGAUCUGUCCAGCAGAAUCAUCUCACACAUCAAGACCUCCAGGAGCCUCCACAUCAUGUGUCUGAUCCCAGUCUUCUGCUGGAUCACUGCUACAGUUCUGGACCACAUGUUGACCACAGACCAGAGAGGAGAGCUGCCCAAGACCCUGACUGACCUGUACUCACACUUCCUGCUGGUUCAGACAAAGAGGAAGAAGAAGAAGUACGAUGAAGGACAUGAGACGAGUCCACAGGAGCUGACGGAGGCUGACAGGGAAGUUCUUCUGAAGCUGGGGAGGCUGGCGUUUGAACAGCUGGAGAAAGGAAACAUCAUGUUCUACCAAGAAGACCUGGAGCAGUGUGGUCUGGAUGUCACAGAGGCCUCGGUGUACUCAGGAGUUUGUACACAGAUCUUCAAAAGAGAGAGUGUGAUCUUCCAGAAAACAGUCUACUGCUUUGUUCAUCUGAGCGUUCAGGAGUUUCUGGCUGCAGUCUACCUGUUCCACUGUUACACCAACAAGAACACAAAGGCACUGGAGGACUUCUUGGGGAAGACACCCCUGGAUGUGUUCCUGAAGAAAGCCAUGGAGAAAUCCCUUGAAAGUAAAAAUGGUCACCUGGACCUGUUUGUUCGCUUCCUUCAUGGCCUCUCUCUGGAGUCCAACCAGAGACUCUUAGGAGGUCUGCUGGGUCAGACAGACAACAGUCCAGAAAUCAUCCAGAGAGCCAUCAACAAUCUGAAGGAGAUGAACUGUGAUGAUAUCUCUCCUGACAGAAGCAUCAACAUCUUCCACUGUCUGAUGGAGAUGAACGAUGACUCAGUCCAUCAGGAGAUCCAAGAGUUCCUGAGGUCAGAGAACAGAUCAGAGAAGAAACUCUCUGAGAUCCACUGCUCAGCUCUGGCCUACAUGCUGCAGAUGUCAGAGGAGGUUCUGGAUGAGUUGGACCUGAACGUGUUGAAGUACAACACGUCAAAGGAGGGACGACUGAGACUGAUUCCAGCUGUGAGGAACUGCAGAAAGGCUGUACUUUCUCAAUGUGGACUCUCAGAGACUCACUGUGAAGUCGUGGCCUCAGCUCUGAAGUCCAACCCCUCCCAUCUGACAGAGCUGGACAUGAGUAACAACAACCUGAUGGAUUCAGGAGUGAAGCUUCUGUCUGUUGGACUGGAGAGUCCAAACUGUAGACUGCAGACUCUGAGGUCAGUUCAUGUGUUCUGCUCUUGUACAGUGUAUGACAUUUCCGUUAGUUCUACUGAUUUUAGAGAAAAGCUUAUUGAUUAGGACAUAGUAAUGUUG